Messenger RNA from Prorocentrum cordatum, 363 nucleotides. The record is from the annotation of a GenBank genome assembly. NCBI's taxonomy places the organism in Eukaryota, Dinophyceae, Prorocentrales, Prorocentraceae.
AUGCCGAUCAUCCGUUCAUCGAUUCCAGACGUCGAGAUUGACAAGAAGUCCACCUUGACAGACUAUGUACUCUCGAGGGCGUCCAAGUUCGCCAAUUCACAGGUGGUCGACGGCCCCUCCGGCAGAGCAGUGAGCUACGCCGCGCUGCUGCGCGCCAUCCGGGGCACCGCCCGGGGGCUGCAGCAGGCCGGGCUGGGGAAGGGCGAGGCCGUUGCGGUGUGGAUGCCGAACAGCAUCGAGUAUCCGGAAGCCUACGGCCUUUCAAAGAAGAAGAAGAAGAAUAAUCAUACGAGGAAGCGCCAUCGGCCUACAUUUCUCGGCGCUCCAGCAGUUUGUGUUUCUGGCGUUUUUGUUUUUCUUUAG